Molecule: messenger RNA, 6030 nt
Organism: Aedes albopictus (Asian tiger mosquito)
Lineage: Eukaryota; Metazoa; Arthropoda; Insecta; Diptera; Culicidae
Exons: 3
Coding region: 1-6030 (2009 amino acids)
Biological process (GO): DNA integration
Molecular function (GO): nucleic acid binding
Source: RefSeq, a predicted model, not a curated record
AUGGCGGAAUUGGAGAGCGAAUUGCAGUGUCUGCGUGAGACAGAACUGCAACUGCAGUCCCAAAUCGAAGCGGGACGUCAGCGAGAGUACGAAGCCAUUCGUCUGCAGAAUGUAGCAGAGAAGGAAUAUUGGGAUUUACAUGAUGAGGUACAAGAGAUUAUAAAUCGAGAGAAAGAUCGCGCGACAAACGAUCAUUGUUCUUCUCCGUUGCCUCCUCCUCCGGUGUCGUGGGCUGAGCCUUUGGAUACGUCUCACAGAGGUGAUAUCAAUCAUUGCGAUGUAGAUGGUUCCUCCUUUCCUCCUCCUCCACCACCUAUAGCGGUCGACGUUGAAUUAUCCAACAGUCAGCGGAAUUCAAUGGCGCACCAUGGAUCCUCUGGUUGGGAAACGAACAAUCCACCUUCAGUUCCCUUCGCUUCGAAUGUCUAUACUUCCGCACCAACUAUCCAUCCGCACACGUAUUCUCAGGCAUUGCGAUCGCAUUUUCUAGGUGAUCAGCUUGGACCAUCGUCGCAACAACUAGCGGCAAGGCAGGUGGUGACUAAAGAGCUUCCCAUUUUCUCUGGUGAUUCGAUCGAUUGGCCGCUGUUCAUUAGCAGCUACCGGCAUUCCACGGACACUUGCGGGUAUACCAACUCCGAGAAUCUUCUCCGCCUACAACGAAGUCUAAAGGGAAGUGCGAAGGAUUCCCAACUGUAUGGGCGCCCGGAACAGAUCGUCAACAACAUGAUCGCCAAGGUACGCGCAACACCUCCACCGAAACCAGACCGGUUGGAGACUCUUGUUAGCUUCGGUCUAGUGGUCCAGAACCUCUGCGGGCACUUGAAGGCGGUUGGUUUAGAAAGACAUUUGGCAAACCCGAUCCUUCUUCAAGAGUUGGUUGACAAGCUACCGGCGACGGUGAAGUUCAGCUGGGCUCUCUAUCAGGAGCAAGUUCCGGUGGUAGAUUUGAAUGUCUUCAGCGAAUACAUGGCGAAAAUUUCCUCGGCGGCGAGCGGUGUUACUCCGCUUGUCAGCAUCCCGCAGAAAGCAGUGAAGGACGAACGAAGUCGGCAGAAGGAGCGCUCCUUCGUGAACGCACACGACUCAGCGAACCAGCCGAAAGGCAGCCGACGAGAAGAAGCAGAGAAAGCUGCAACGAGCAGUGGAAAGCAGAUUGAGAGGGAGAUCAACAAGAGCAGUGGUAAAUUGUGCCCAGUAUGCAACGCUGAGAACCACCAAAUCGAGAACUGCUCGUCCUUCAAGCGACUGGAUUUGGAUGGCAGAUGGAAGGCAGUGAAAGUGCAUAAACUUUGUGCUCGUUGCCUAACAUCUCAUGCUCGUUGGCCAUGCAGAGGUGAACUCUGUGGAAUCAACGACUGCCCUAAGCGACAUCACCGGCUGCUUCAUUUUGAGCCGCCAUCGGACACGAAGGCUACGAAUGCUGUUGUAACAGUUCAUCGUCAACUAUCCUCCUCGACGCUCUUCCGUAUUCUUCCGGUUACCUUGUUUGGGAAAUCUGGUCGGGUCAACACGUUCGCGUUCCUCGACGAUGGAUCAUCGGUCACGCUCAUUGAACGAUCGAUAACAGACGCUCUGGGGGUCAAUGGAGAGAUGGAAACGUUGCACAUCGAAUGGACCGGGGGCAUCAACAAGACGAUUACGGGUGCGGAAGUAGUUGAGAUGGAAAUAUGCGAAGCCGGCGGAAGCAAGCGAUACAAAUUAUCCGAUGUGUACACCGUAGAUAAUCUUGGCCUACCAACACAGACGAUGGACUAUUCAGAGCUGGCAGCAAGGUACGCACACCUCAAUAAACUACCGGUGAAGAGCUUCAGAUCCGCGGUACCUGGAAUCCUGAUCGGUCAGAGCAACUCUCAUCUCCUAGCAACUCUGAAACUGCGAGAGGGAAAACUGAACGAGCCUAUAGCUACGAAGACAAGAAUUGGAUGGGCAGUAUGCGGCAGUUUGCGGAAACCUCAAACGAAUUCGAUGCAUCGCCAGUUCCACAUCGCGGAGCCAACGGUCGUUGAUCUGCACGAGUUCGUUCGCCGUUUCUUCGACAUCGAGAGCAUGGGAAUAGCGGUUGUACCAGCUGUGAAAGGAGCAGAAGAACAACGGGCACUGGGAAUCCUAAAAUCCACAACACGACGAUUGAGCGGCGAGAAGUUCGAGACGGGACUGUUGUGGAAACAUGACUACGUGGAGAUGCCGAACAGUUGGCCGAUGGCAGAACGUCGAUUCAGGUGCCUGGAAAAACGUUUAACCAAGAAACCGGAGUUGUAUGAAAGCGUUCGACAGCAAAUUGCGGAUUUUAUAAGCAAGGGGUAUAUCCACGUAGCGACAGCGGAAGAAGUUGAAGGAUUCGACCUACGGCGCACAUGGUUUUUACCGAUUGGAGUUGUCGUGAAUGAGAAGAAGCCAGGGAAGAUUAGAGUCAUCUGGGUUGCGGCAGCGAAGGUUGACGGCGUUUCACUGAACUCGAUGUUAUUGAAGGGACCCGAUCUUCUUACGCCGUUGUUGUCCGUAAUGUUCCCAUACCGGGAGCGACAGGUGGCAGUUUCUGCAGAUAUCAAGGAGAUGUUUCUGCAAAUCGCAAUUCGUCAGCAAGAUCGUAGCGCUUUGUUGUUUCCGUACCGAGAUUCCCCUGAACUUCCAAUGAAAAUUAUGGUAUCUGACCUGGCAAUUUUUGGUGCGGCUUGCUCACCAGCUCAUUCACAAUACAUAAAGAAUUUGAACGCGCAAGAGCAAGAACAGGAGCUACCCCGUGGAGCUGCGGCAGUCAUCAAAAGGCACUACGUGGACGACUAUGUAGACAGUUUCGACACUGCGGAAGAAGCGUGUGAAGUGGCGAGAGAAGUGAUCGAGGUGCACAAGCGAGCUGGAUUCUACAUUCGGAAUUGGAUGUCAAGUGAUAAGAACGUGUUAGAGAAGCUUGGAGAAGUAGACCGGAAACCGCCGAAGGACAUGUUACCGGAGAAGGAAGGAUUCGAGCGAGUGUUGGGCAUGGCCUGGUUACAAGAAGAUGACGUCUUUUUAUUUUCGCUGCAAUCUUGUGAUAAAGUACGAAGCCUGCUAGAAAGUGAUCGAGCUCCUACGAAACGAGAAAUGCUGCGACUGGUCAUGAGUAUAUAUGACCCCUUAGGACUGGUAGCAUCGUUUGUAAUCCAAGGAAAGAUUCUAAUACAAGAAGUCUGGCGAACCGAGACCGAUUGGGACAACCGAAUCCCAAAGGAACUUGCUGCAACUUGGUUGGAGUGGAUAGCCAUACUGAAGAAGCUGGGUGAAUUGCGUAUACCUCGGUGCUAUUUUCCGGGGUAUGAUCCGAAAAGCCUUGAAACCCUAGAGCUACACGUGUUCGUCGAUGCUAGUGCUCAAGCCUUCGCAGCAGUAGCAUACUUUCGAAUCAUUGAUCGAGGCCAGAUCAGGGUAGCACUUGUUGCUUCGAAGACGAAGGUCGCGCCGCUUCGAGGACUAUCUAUUCCUCGACUGGAAUUAAUGGCGGCGUUGCUAGGAGCUCGGUUACGGAAAACUAUCGAGGAAAACCAUUCGCUGAAGGUCCAGAAAACUUACUUCUGGAGUGAUUCAUCUACGGUUUGUUCGUGGAUCAAGUCGGAUACGCGACGGUACCGCCAGUUUGUCGCCUUCAGGGUCGACGAGAUAUUGAACCUUUCAUGUCUAGAAGAAUGGCGAUGGAUUUCAACGAAAAUCAACGUGGCGGAUGAAGCAACGAAGUGGGGCAAAGGACCUUCAUACAACAUAGACAGCCGCUGGUUCCAGGGACCAGAAUUUCUCUACAACAGCGAAGAACAUUGGUUGAAGACUCCGGAUGAAGAUACUGAUGAAAGCGAUAAGGAGCUACGGGAAGCGUAUGUGUGCAGCCACCUAGUUAGACAACCAUUGGUGAAUACUGAAAGGUUUUCGCGGUUCGAAAGGAUGCUGCGUACAGUGGCGUAUGUCCAUCACUUCGUGGAUAGUCUACGGUCAGCGAAAGGGAAGGAAAAACCUGCUGAUGUUAUGGGGCUGACUAGUGCGGAGAUUCAGAAAGCGGAAAGGACGUUAUGGAUGCUAGCGCAGGCGGAUGCGUUUCCGGACGAAGUCGCAAUCCUCAAGCAAAACUUGGAACGUUGCCGGGGAAGCCAGAAGUCAGUGGGAUCGUCCAGUUGUCUUGCGAAACUUUCACCAUUCGCUGAUGAUUUCGGAGUGCUGCGAGUAGGCAGUAGGGGCGCAGAAGCUCAUGUACUGACCUUUGAUGCUAAGUUUCCCGUCAUUCUGCCAAGAAAUCAUCGGGUCACCGAGUUGCUGCUGGAUUUCUAUCACCGGAAAUAUGGUCAUGCCAAUGAUGAAACCAUCGUCAACGAGGUACGUCAGAAGUUCCAUGUGCCACGCCUGCGAGUCGAAAUACGUUUAACCAGGAAACACUGCAUGUGGUGCCGCAUACACAAAGCAAUGCCUGUGGCUCCAAAAAUGGGACCGCUUCCAGCUGUACGGUUAGAACCAGAUGUUCGCCCGUUCACCUAUGUGGGCGUUGAUCUUUUUGGCCCAUAUUUGGUGAAAGUCGGACGGAGCGCAGCUAAACGAUGGGUGUGCCUUUUUACCUGUCUUACGAUCAGGGCUAUUCAUCUAGAGGUAGUAGCUAGUCUGUCUACCGACGCGUUUAAGAAGGCAGUUAGAAGGUUUAUAGCCCGGAGGGGAUCCCCACUGGAAAUCUACUCCGACAAUGGGACUAACUUUGUAGGAGCAAGCCGGGAACUGCUAGAUGAAAUCAACAGAAUCUACACUGAUCUGGGAAGCACCUUCACAAAUGGUAACACUCAGUGGCGGUUCAAUCCCCCCGCAGCUCCUCACAUGGGGGGCUGCUGGGAACGUAUGGUUCGCUCUGUCAAAUCAGCACUACGAGCGAUUCCUAUAGAGCGAAAACUGGAUGACGAAUCGUUUGCGACCGUGCUUGCUGAGGCAGAAAGUAUGGUCAACUCUCGACCAUUAACGUUCAUCCCUUUGGAAACGGCGGACCAGGAAUCGCUGACCCCGAAUCACUUUUUGUUGCUAAGCUCAAAUGGUGUUCGCGAACCUGACAAGUAUCCAACAGAUGUAGGUACGGCGUUACGAAGUAGCUGGAAUAUGGUUAAGCACACACUGGACAAUUUUUGGCGGCGUUGGGUAUUGGAAUAUUUGCCAACCAUUAUCCGCCGGACGAAGUGGUUUAAGGACGUAAGACCGAUUCAGGUGGGCGAUCUGGUCCUCGUGGUGGACGAAAACGUCAGGAACAGAUGGAUACGUGGACGAGUGAUCCGGACUAUUCCGGGCAAGGACGGCGUGACACGGCAAGCAGAGGAGGAGGAAGAACCGGACGAAGAAGGAUAUGAGGAAGAAGCACGAUCGGUCCAAGUGGAAGGUGUUCGGCAAUCAGGCCGCCGGACGCGGGGCGUGUUACCCACCCGUUUAUCGGAUUUCGUCGUUGGUGUAGCAGUGCAUUCGGAGUUCGAACCGGUUACUUUCGAGGAGGCGAUGGCUUGUCCGGAACGAGAUUCCUGGAAGGCCGCCAUGGACAGUGAGAUGGCAUCGCACAAGAAAAAUGGCACUUGGGAACUAGCUCGACUUCCCAAAGGCAAGAAGCUCGUCGGAAGCCGAUGGGUUUACAAACUCAAGCGGAAUGAAGCCAACGAGAUCGUGCGCUACAAAGGCCGAAUCGUGGCGCAGGGAUUUACGCAGACUCCUGGCGUGGACUUCGGGGACGUGUUCACCCCGGUAACACGACAUGCCACUCUGCGGACUCUCUUGGCGUUGGCAGGGAAAAGGAAUCUCGUACUGAAGCAUCUUGACGUCCGAACCGCUUAUCCGUACGGCAACAUCAGCGAGGAGAUCCAUAUGAGUCAGCCACCGGGAUACACGGUUCAAGGCGAGGAGGAGCUUGUUUGCUGGCUGCGCAGGAGCAUUUACGGGCUGAAACAAUCGGCCCGAUGUUGGAACGAGAAGCUGACGGAAGUGCUGCAGAAAAUGGGUUUCGAGGCGAGUGAAAGCAGAUGCGUGAUGAGAAGAACAGUGAACUUUUGA